This is a messenger RNA of Elaeis guineensis (African oil palm), 1827 nucleotides long. Its product is annotated as calcium-dependent protein kinase 1. Gene Ontology annotation, molecular function: calcium ion binding; ATP binding; protein kinase activity. The record is from RefSeq and is a predicted model, not a curated record. Gene Ontology annotation, biological process: protein phosphorylation. Lineage: Eukaryota; Viridiplantae; Streptophyta; Magnoliopsida; Arecales; Arecaceae.
AUGGGAAACCGCGGCUCCCGCAUCCGGACCAACCGCACCGCCGACUCCGGCCGCGGUGGAUCCGACCGCCCUCCCUCUUCCCAACCCGGCGACGGCGACGGGUCUAAACCCAUCCGCUGCCUGCCGGCGGCCUUGGCCGCCCCCCUUCCUAUCGCUCCCAACGUCGGCCGCGUCCUCAGACGCCCCACGCACGACGUCCGCACUUUCCAUACAUUCGGCCGCGAGAUCGGCCGCGGUCAGUUCGGCAUCACCUACCUCGUGACCCACAACGAGACGGGAAAGCUCUUGGCCUGCAAGUCGAUCGCCACGAGGAGGUUGCUUCACCCCGAAGACAUCGAGGAUGUCCGGCGGGAGGUCCAGAUCAUGCACCACCUCACCGGCCAUCGGAACAUCGUUGAGCUCGAGGAGGCGUACGAGGACAGGCACUCGGUGAAUUUGGUGAUGGAGCUGUGCGAGGGUGGGGAGCUCUUCGACCGGAUCAUCGCCAGGGGCCACUACUCGGAGCGGGCCGCCGCCGCGCUCUGCCGCGAGAUCGUGACGGUCGUCCAUGUCUGCCAUUCGAUGGGGGUGAUGCAUCGGGACCUCAAGCCGGAGAAUUUCUUGUUCUUGAACAUGAGCGAGGAUUCGCCACUCAAGGCCACCGAUUUCGGGCUCUCCACCUUCUUUAAACCCGGAGAAGUAUUCAAGGAUGUUGUUGGGAGUGCAUAUUAUAUAGCUCCUGAAGUAUUGCGGAGGAAUUAUGGACCAGAGGCUGAUAUUUGGAGUGCAGGAGUGAUACUCUACAUUCUCCUGUCGGGUGUUCCUCCCUUUUGGGCAGAGGAUGAAGAGGGUACAUUUGAUGCUGUUUUACGUGGGCAUGUUGAUUUCGAAUCUGAUCCUUGGCCUUCUAUAUCUAGUGGUGCAAAGGAGCUAGUCAAGAAUAUGCUAAGGCGAGACCCAAAGGAGCGGCCAACUGCUGCCCAAAUUCUGAAUCAUCCAUGGAUCAGAGAAGAUGGGGAAGCUCCUGAUAAACCAAUUGAUGUUACAGUUCUAACUAGAAUGAGACAGUUCAGGGACAUGAACAAGCUUAAGAAAGUAGCCUUGAAGGUAAUAGCAGAAAACCUGUCCGAGGAUGAAAUCAUGGGUUUAAAAGAAAUGUUUAAAUCUAUGGACACCGACAACAGUGGGACAGUUACUCUUGAAGAAUUAAAAGCUGGUCUACCCAAACUUGGCACCAAGAUUUCUGAAUCUGAAGUUAGGCAGUUGAUGGCAGCAGUUGAUGUGAAUGGAAAUGGGACCAUCGAUUAUAUUGAAUUUAUAACAGCCACAAUGCACAUGAAUAGAAUGGAAAAGGAAGAUCAUUUGUUUAAAGCGUUUCAAUAUUUUGAUCGAGACAAGAGCGGGUACAUCACGAUGAAGGAACUUAAGCAAGCUCUUAAGAAGUACAAUAUGAGGGAUAAGAAAGCAAUAAAAAAUAUCAUUGCAGAAGUAGAUAAGGAUCAUGAUGGAAGAAUUAACUAUGAGGAGUUUGUGGCCAUGAUGAGGCAAGUACGCUAAAAGAUCAUUGCAAACAGGCAGCGUCAAACAAGAGUUACGCUGUUCGAUCAUGUCACUGGUUAGGCAAUUGUGACGUUUAGUUGUCUCAUUCCUGGAAGAGGAAAGCAAACAAAACUCAUGAUUCAUUUCCUGGAGUAGUUUGGCAGGGAAGGAAAUUGCAUCCCAGAUAGAUUCAGUAAUGCUUGCAAUUUCUGAGUGUUUAGCCUCCUGCAAAUAAAGCGGUCCGAACAUGGGAACAAUUCCAGCAUUUUGUGUGAUUAAUACUGAUGCCUUGCUGAUUUUGGUCUUUAA